This is a messenger RNA of Orbicella faveolata, 1501 nucleotides long. RefSeq lists its product as uncharacterized. Lineage: Eukaryota; Metazoa; Cnidaria; Anthozoa; Scleractinia; Merulinidae. The record is from RefSeq and is a predicted model, not a curated record.
GCCAUUUCGCGCGCUAAUUCACGUCCGUGAUUGGACAUGAAAAUGUUCCACACUAAUGAUGACGGAGUUGUGCAGAGGUCCCUACAUAGUACAUCUUGAUCUUAACAUGCAAUUGUUAUCAACGUCGUAUUAUGAUUACAUUAUAAACCAAGCGAAAGGCGAGAAUAACGAAUAUUGCCUCGAUGUACCUCCAAAUACUCUUAACUAGCAUUAAAGAGUUCUAUGGCGGACAGUAAUGAGAAUUUGUAUGUGAUUUCACGCAACAGGGGAAAGUUUGGUGUGGUAAAGAAAGUAACAGAGCGCUCCUCCAAGAAGGUGUUUGCUGCCAAGUACAUCCGGCUCGGCUCCAGUGGCAGCGGUUCUUCGCGAGAAGAUAUCAUGCGCGAAAUCAACAUCAUGAACCAGCUACACCACAAGAGGCUUGUGGGAUUGGUCGAUGCAUUCGACAUGUCCAGGAACAUUGUUAUGAUCAUGGAGUUUGUGUCAGGGGGAGAGUUAUUUGAACGUGUUGCGGAUGCCGAUUGCUUGACGGAAAAGGAAGCUUCUUUUUACAUGUACCAACUGCUUCAGGGCCUUCAGUACAUGCACAUGAAGAACAUUGUACAUCUUGAUCUUAAGCCUGAAAACAUCGUGUGCGUCAGCAAGGAUAGCUGGGAUAUUAAACUGAUCGACUUUGGCUUGGCGCUAGAGCUCGUACCUGGGGUCCGAAUGACGGCCCUCAAAGGGACCCCUGAGUUCAUGGCUCCAGAAGCAGUGAACUUUGAAACCAUCUCAUUUGCUACUGACAUGUGGAGUGUUGGAGUCGUAGCUUACAUUCUGUGAGUAUAAUUUCUAUGUCUUGUAAACACCUUGGAUACUUUUUGAAAACCAUUUCAUUCAACAUAUUAAUAUGGUAUUUGGAAAAUUUACUUUACAACAACCUUCGAAGCCGCAUAGCAACAUAAGAAUUACGUGAAGUUUCUUAGCAACUCUUGUGGCGUAAACCUUGCUCUCUUGGAGACAAAGAAAAUCCAACCCUUUACUUUGUUUAGCGGCGUAAUGGAAAAGUCUUCAUGAAUCCGAGAUUUCUUUUAAGAAACAGAAAACAUUUUCCACGUUUGUAUCAAGUUUAGCGUUCUGUCGCCGAUUCAUGCGCUACUCACUGUCUGUUCUGUUGUAGAGAGUGAGUUGCUUAGUAGUGUAGUUGUUAAGGAUAUAUUGGCCACUUCUUUGCGGUUUUCAGUCCACUGUCUGUGAAGAGGAUUUAGAUAAUUUACUAGUCGAGAGUAUAUUUGCACUAAAACAAUUAUUAUUCGCAUUCUUUUUCUACGCGUGAUAGAAAUAUCGAGCUUAUAAUCUAAUCGUUAAAUCGAAGUACGGCUUUCAGCCCGUGUUUUUGUUCAGAGUGUAUUCUAAGUAAAAAAGAUCACUUACAUCAAUAAUACUUGAAUGAGAAUGUAGCACAAACAACUGUGAUAAACAUGAUAUUCCAACGCAAUUUAAUACAGAAUUUGACGUUUCG